Molecule: messenger RNA, 1125 nt
Organism: Caenorhabditis bovis
Lineage: Eukaryota; Metazoa; Nematoda; Chromadorea; Rhabditida; Rhabditidae
Source: the annotation of a GenBank genome assembly
AUGACCACCGACUUCCUUCUCCUCAUCGUAUUCGCUUGGUUAUGCACUGCCAUUCAUGGAUUGACGACGAUAUCCGAUCUCGAUCGAUUGCAGCACGAUUUGUCAAAGUUUUUAAGCAUUUCCAGGUUCAACGAGACAGAAAAAUCGGUGGCGCGUAGCGCAAUUAGGCGAGCCCUCGAAGCCGUCGGUUUGAGCUCAAUGACCCACACGUUCAUUCAUGAGGAAUCGAAUGAAAUCGGUGCCAAUGUGAUAGCAGUGCAAAAAAGCCGAUAUUUCGGCACGAAUAUGGAUCAAAUUGUGGUGAUUUCGGCGAAUUAUGACACCCUUGAGGAUAAUCCGGGCGUCGAUGACAACGGAUCCGGCGUUGCUGCGGUCAUAGAAGCCGCGAGGGUCCUAAUGACUUUAGACACCCUUUAUUCAAGAGAUCAUUCAAUCAUCUACGCCUUCUACGACAUGAAGCACAAGGCGCUGGCCGGCUCCCACGCAUUCGUCGAAGACAUCCUUCUACCGCUUCUCGAACGAACCGGCUGCCAAGUGGCCGCUUCGGUCAUCGUCGACGGCCUUCUACACUUUGAUCCGUUUCCGGCGUCGCAGGCGAUGCCGCCGGAGUUCGAGCAAAAUUUCCCCGAAGCGGCUCAAAGCCUUCACGAGCACUCGCAUAUGGGUGAUUUUAUUCAAGUCACCUCCCGGUUGGGAGCCGACGAGCCGAUCGUCAAAAAAUUCGCGAAAUCCUAUGCGAGGUCUUGCGAGAUGCUCUCGACCGACUGGCAAUUCCAUCCGUGGAUGCUCGAGCUCUCCAUCGACAUCGCCAACAUCACGACAGUUGAUCGGUUAUACAAGCUUCAUCCGUACCUGUUCUCCGAUCAUUCGUCAUUCUUCUUUCACUCGCAACAAACCAAAAUGAACAUUCCGACCAUCUACCUAACAGAUACACUGAACCUUCGCGGCGUCCGCCAAUACUGCGUCCAAUGCGACGGCCUUUACAUGAUGACCGAGCAGAACAUGAAAUUCCUCGCGCUCAUGACUGACGCCCUCAUACGAUUCCUAAUCGAAAUGACCGAAUCUCAAGCAAUUUCGGUCGUCGAUGAUCUCUACAGCUUCAUGUUCAACAUCGACGUUGAGUAG